GGAUGCAGAGGACAGGGUUAGAUGGAGGCACAUGAUUCGCUGUGGCGACCCCUGAAAGGGAACAGCCGAAAGGAAAAGAAGAAGAAGAAAAGACGCUGCUGCCCGCCCCCCCGCGGCCGCAGGAGGAACUGCAGGAGUGGACCGAGAGCGGAGCCCCGGUGUCCGUGCAUCCAUCUUCAUCUUGGUCAUCCUCGGUUCAGUCGGUCCGUAAACAACGCGCUGGUGGGGAGAGAAAUCGAAAUGUCGUCUAACGAUUAUUCCCAAACAUCUGCCCAGGGCUAUGGGUCCUAUGGUGGAGGUGGUGGGGGAGGUGGUGGUGGUGCUAACCAGGGCUAUGGUCAGUCUUCUGGCCAGAGUUAUAGCCAGCAGGGCUACGGAGGCUACAACCAGAGCUCUGACAGCAGCUCCGGCUCCUACAGCCAGGGAGGAUAUAGCAGCUAUGGUCAACCCCAGUCAGGAGGAUACGGUUCUCCACCCUCUAACCAGGGUGGUGGUGGUGGUGGUUAUAAUCAUUCUGGUCAGUCUUAUAGCUCUGGAGGUUAUAACAGCAGCAGCCAGCCCUCCAACAUGAGCUACAACCAGCAAUCAUCCUUCUCUGGGUACAGCCAGCAGCAGCCUUCCUCUUCAUCCUCUGCAGGAUAUGAAGGUAACUCGCAGGCCCCUGGCUACAACCAGCCACCGAGCAGUGGACAGAGUGGAGGUGGUUAUGGCAGCAGUGGAGGGCAGACUGGUGGCUAUGGGGGCAGCGGGAGCCACCAACAACCAUCCCAACACGGAGGAGGUCACUACAACCAGCCUCCGAGCUACAACUCGCCCCCUCCACAGAGCUACAGUCAGCAGAGCCAGUAUGGUCAAGGUGAAGGAUAUGGAGACGACAGCCCACCGAUGAGUGGAGGAGGAGGUGGAGGCUACGAUAGUCCUGAUGGAGGUUACUUAGGUCAGGAUAGCCGUGGUAGCAGGGGCCGUGGGGGUGGAUUUGGAGGUCGCAGUGUUGGUGGAUAUGAUCGCGGUUUUGACCGAGGUGGCCGAGGUGGACCAAGAGGAAGAGGAGGCAUGGGAAUGGGCGAUCGUGGAGGAUUCAAUAAGUUUGGUGGACCAAGAGACCCGGGACAUGGAGGACCCGGCUUCAUGCAAGACCAGGAUAACUCUGAUAAUAACACUAUCUUCGUGCAAGGCCUGGGAGACGACUACACUGUUGAAUCAGUGGCAGACUUUUUUAAGCAGAUUGGGAUCAUUAAGGUCAACAAGAAGACCGGCCUGCCCAUGAUCAACCUGUACACAGACAGAGAGACGGGGAAGCUGAAGGGGGAGGCCACAGUUUCCUUCGAUGACCCCCCCUCAGCUAAGGCCGCCAUCGACUGGUUUGAUGGUAAGGACUUCAAUGGAAAUCCUAUCAAGGUGUCUUUUGCCACCCGCAGAGCCGACUUCGGAGGCCGAGGUAGCAUGAGGGGAGGUCGAGGACGAGGAGGGCCGAUGGGUCGUGGUGGAUUUGGAGGGGGUAGAGGUGGAGGUUUCCCAGGAGGCAAUGGGGGCGGCGGUGGUGGAGGAGGAGGAGGAGGAGGCGGAGGAGGAGGAGGAGGAGGACAACAGAGAGCCGGAGACUGGAAGUGUUCAAACCCCAACUGUGGCAACCUGAACUUCUCGUGGCGUAAUGAGUGUAACCAGUGCAAGGCCCCUAAACCUGAGGAUGCUGGUGGGAUGCCCCCAAUGGAAAGAGGAGGUUACGGGGGAGAGCGCAGAGGGGGGUUUGAGCGGGGCGGCUUCAGGGGCCGAGGUGGCGACCGCGGGGGCUUCAGAGGGGGUCGAGGAGGCGACCGGGGAGGAUACGGCCCUGGAAAGAUGGACGCAAGGGGUGACCACAGACAGGAGCGGCGGGGCCGUCCCUACUAAAUCAUCAAACCACGGACAAACUCUCCCCCUCCCACCUCGGUAUGAAGACCAGUGUGUGGACCCUCGUCCACACUGGGCCCAGCCCACACCUUCCACCUUUUCUAUAACUCCGUUAACUUUGACUAUUCAGUGUGUAGAAAAAUGUGACUAUCGCUGUUUUUUGUGUUUGCUUUUGUUCAUGUCACUCACUUCGUUCACGUCGAUCCACACUCCCUCCUUCUGCUCAGUGGGGCCUCAUUUAGAAAAACUAUCUUAGGAUCAAAUUCCAUCUUAAGAAAAAGAAAAUUCCCCUUUGUGUGUGUUUUUUUUUUUUUUUUACAACCUGAGUUCAUAUAUUUGGUCCUAAUGAUUGUGAUAUUUUACUCACCAGCAUCAUCACUGGAAACAGCUCUAUAACUUAACACGAGCAAUCAGAAAUGUUUCAAACAAGUCCAAUAGUAUCCAAACUACUCAUUACUUGUGCAGUGAGGAUGUUUUGAAUCUCAUUUCCACCACGUUGAAAUGAAAUUUAAUAGAGAUUUGGGCCAAGGAACGAGUGUUUCGUUUUUGGCGUGGAUUCAUUAAGGGAAUUCUUAACAUUGGGAUUGUGAUGGCGAAUGUUUAGUCAACAUUAUUAUUUUCUCAUGAACUGCUGCACUUGCAUGAAUGAAACAAAUCUGGCACUUUUCCCUAUAGUUCACAUGUGUAUUUUGUUGCGUAUCCACAUGCAAAUUAAACAUUUAAUAAACAAAUUUAUCACUAAAAUAAAUGUAUAAGAUUAUGGAUAAGCUGUCAUUCUAGUUCGGAAGUGAAAACAAAGGUGAACGGUAAUUUUUUUCCACCCAAACUGUCGCUGUUAACAUCAGAACUGCAUCAUGUUUAAACUUUGACCUGCUGUCCUUAACAGAGCACAGAUCUACAGUGUAAUGGAUGGUUUUACACUGUGAGUACCUUUAUCUUUGUUUUUACUUUGAGAUUUAGCAACCUGGGGAAACCUGUCUGAUGGCUCGUGUUGUUUUCACUAUUACACUCCUUUGAAAAUGUCUAGCUACUGAAGAAAUGAUUGCCCAAGCUGUGGAAAUAAGUAUUAUAAUAGUAUACUUAUUUAAAAAAUCAUUUUAAGUUGUAUCUCAAAAUCAAGAAGUUAUUUGUAGAAAAUGACUUUGAUGUGAAAAUACUCUUCAUCUUUAAUCAAACUGCUGCUUGUGUCAGAUCACAAGGGAACAACUCAACAGCUUAACAGUUAGGGGUGUAGGUCCAACACAAGCCUCAUGCAAGAACCAAUCUUACAAACGGGUUAGUAUGAGUUUGUCGCAUUCAUCAAUUUUCUGGUACUUAAAAUUUCCCCCGAGGUACCAACGAAACUCACGAGGGGUCCAUGCCCGUCCUACGUGUCAUGUAUGAAGGCAUUAGCAUACGUUUUUGGGGGGAUUUAAUUGAAAUAUUUUGGAAACGUAGACAGUUCAGUAGUUGUUAGGAAAAUUCUCUAAACUCCCUCCGUUGUACUGAGUAACAUUUAGGGCAGCAGCUAACAAUUAUUUUCAUCAUUGAUAAAUCUGCAGAUUAUUUUCUACGUUCAUCGAUUAAUCGUUCGGUCCAGAAAACCGAUAAACGGCCCGUCACAAUUGUCUUGUUUUAUCUGACCAACAGUUCAAAACCCAAAGAUAUUCAAUUUGCUUUCAUUUAAAACGAGGAAAAUCAUCAAAUUCUCAUAUUCGAGAUCCUGGAACCAUCAAAUCUUUUGUUGUCAUUUUCUGUUGAUCGACUAAUCAAUUAAUCGACUAAUCGUUGCAGUUCUAGCAACAGCACCUACCGUGUUCAGUCAUCCUUCUCCGUGACUUUUAAGUCCCCUCUAAGUUAUGGACCACGUUGCUCUAGCAAAACUUUGUUUCACCGUCUAACUUCAUGUCAAACCAUGAACAAAUGAAACAGUUCGUCUUUUAUAGCAAUUUGGGGGUUUCGAUUAUGCUGAUGAUCACAUCUCACAGAUGCAGCACCUGAAGAGAUGGCAUUCAUCACAUUUGUGCAGUGAGAGAGUUCGGUGAAUCAGACUCGGAACUUACGAGGAAAUGUCAGAGAAAUGCAGGUUUAGCAUAAAAAUACAGAAAUGUUCUUGCGUGAGGCCCAAUAUCUGUUUUCUUUUGUGUUUGUCAGCAGAAACUGAACUAAAGCCGCUCCUUCAAGUUCAACAGGUGUAAAGUAAACAUUACGGUCUGGGAAUUCGGUGUAGCAAUAGUCACUUGUCAAAAACGAAUCAGACUCGUGCCGCCAUCACACCUGCCAAACUGAAUACCAGUGUCAUAGGAGAGGAUUUUAAGAUUAUGAUCAAGUAAAAUCCACUUUUGUAAAUGAGGCCUCAUGUCUGCAGAUGCAUUUAAGAUGUUUUUGUUGAGACAGAACUCUUACUAGUAUAUUUAUUAUUUUUGAGUUGUUUUUGUACUGUGCAUGUGCUGGUUUUCAAAUUAAAGUGUUGAUAAAACCAAA
This is a messenger RNA of Siniperca chuatsi (mandarin fish), 4353 nucleotides long. RefSeq names its product FUS RNA binding protein (gene fus). Gene Ontology annotation, biological process: regulation of DNA-templated transcription. Lineage: Eukaryota; Metazoa; Chordata; Actinopteri; Centrarchiformes; Sinipercidae. The transcript is spliced from 15 exons. The coding region runs from base 22 to 1890 and encodes 622 amino acids. Gene Ontology annotation, molecular function: transcription coregulator activity; RNA binding. The record is from RefSeq and is a predicted model, not a curated record. Gene Ontology annotation, cellular component: nucleus.